AUGGUUGUUCUUUAUGAUGACGUUCUUUUUCUCAUACUUGACCAUAUCUACGACACAAAAGAUCGUCUUCGACUUCUAUUAGUGUGUCGUCAAUGGUACACGGCACUUCUUCACAAGGCUUACGAGCGCAUUAGUGUUGAAAACGAUCAAGUCUAUGACCUUGUGUGUUCAAUUCAACGAAACCCCAAAAUCGGUCCCUCUAUCCAAAAUCUAGAUCUCGAAUGGGGAUGGUGCUGUAACGACAGUGUCGAAUACAAUUUGGGCCCAUUCAAGGAUAUCCUGGACCAAGCAAGCCCUUCUUCAGAGCAUCGCACGAGUUGGGAAAAGGACCUACUCAAGGGAGAAUCUGACGCGUGGCUCGCAUUACUCAUGCCAUCAUUGGAAGCGGUCAGAACCCUAAAGAUCCAAUACCCAGGCUACUCAGAUUAUUUCUUUCCUAUGCUAGCUCGAGCAGCCGCCCGGGAAGCGCCAUUUGAUACCAAACCCGUAUUGCAGGGUUUGCAGACUGUCCAUGCUGAAUGUGAAGAUAACAAAACUGCUUACUUGGCCAAAGAAUGUUUGCCGGUGCUGCAUUUUCCAUCUAUACGAUCGUUCUCCGUAAAUUCGAUGUGUGAAGCUUUGGAUGACCAUGAUGUGAAUUAUUCCAAGCCUGCACCUGGAACAUCUGCGAUUACGAAACUGGAUUUUCAACAUUGCAAUGGUAGUAAUGGGAUGAUUGACUACAUCAAAUCAUGUGCCAAUUUGGAAUUCCUUGAAUACCAGCACGAUAACAAGGCUAUCUGGGGUGAAUUGUAUUUCAACUUUCGCCCUUCGGAAUUUUACACCGCUCUAUUUACCCAGAGACAUAGUCUUCGGGUACUUAGGUUGAAUAAUAAUGGAGAGAUCGAAGGAGACGAUGAAUGGGACUCAGAUGAUGGAAAGGACUACACAGGUUUUGGAUCUCUAGUUGAAUUCCAGCAGCUGCGUGAACUUCGGAUGCCAUUGCGUACGCUUUUACAAUUUGGUCAGAAUGAUCACCCGACUGUGUCUUUGCUAGAGGUUCUCCCACCUAGUCUAGAACAUCUCCAGCUUGCUGGGUAUCGUGAUGAGGAAUUCGACCUGAUAAUGAAAAAUAUGCAACUUAUGCUACGGCAACGACAGAAGCGAUUCCCGAAUCUCAAAAGAAUCGAAAUUCAGCCUGUUGUUAUGGAGCGGGACUACUCUGUCCUGACUUAUCCCGCCCUCAAAAUCCCACAGUUUGUCAAACAGGCAUUCGCACCGUUGAAGAUGCAAUGUGAUGACUUGGCAAUCCACUUUGACUUCACAAAAGACGGAUACCAUGAGAUAUUAAGCCCUGGUCCACUGUACACUUAA
This is a messenger RNA of Penicillium odoratum, 1353 nucleotides long. RefSeq lists its product as uncharacterized. NCBI's taxonomy places the organism in Eukaryota, Fungi, Ascomycota, Eurotiomycetes, Eurotiales, Aspergillaceae. The coding region runs from base 1 to 1353 and encodes 450 amino acids. The transcript has a single exon. The record is from RefSeq and is a predicted model, not a curated record.